Hevea brasiliensis (rubber tree) is the source of this 1327-nucleotide messenger RNA. Its product is annotated as 28 kDa ribonucleoprotein, chloroplastic. Gene Ontology annotation, cellular component: cytosol. The annotation marks the transcript as partial. NCBI's taxonomy places the organism in Eukaryota, Viridiplantae, Streptophyta, Magnoliopsida, Malpighiales, Euphorbiaceae. The record is from RefSeq and is a predicted model, not a curated record. Gene Ontology annotation, molecular function: mRNA binding. The transcript is spliced from 4 exons.
AAUGGUUGCAGACCAUUUUGGACCAUCCACCGAGCCCUACCAUCUACAAUUCUGCACUCUCUUGAUAUCAUACCCCUCAUCUCUCUCUCUUUCUUUCUCUCUCUCUCUCUCUCUGCAGUCCUCGUCUGCCCCUUAUCCUCCGUCUGCUCUGGACCCCCCUCUUCGUCCAUAAAAAUUUCUGCCACAGCUGCUCCUACCUUCAAGACUCUAUCAAUGGCAGACUCAUGCCUCUUUUCGCUCCGUUCCAUCUUUACCUCAAAACCUCCCUGCCAAUGUUUCUCAAUCCCACCCAGACCCAUUAAGCUCCAGCUUUCCUACUCCUCUCACUUCCUAUCAUCUCUAUCUCUCAAACCCAAAAUCCAUAUCUCAUCCUUUGUUCCCUUUGUAGCCCAGACCUCUGAUUGGGCCCAAAGAGAAGAGGAAGGCGACACCACAAUCACUCUUACAGAAUCUGAACAAGAAGAACCCACGUGGGAAAAUCAAGCAAGUGGUGUCCCUGAAGCCCAAGUCUCUGAUUGGGAGGCUGACGGAGAAGAUGCAGCGGUGGAGGCGGUUGAGAGUGAUGGAGAGGGUGCUAAAGAGGGGGGUUUUGAGGAAUCGGAAACAGAGGAGGGCUUUGUGGAGCCACCUGAGGAUGCGAAGAUUUUUGUGGGAAAUUUGCCUUAUGAUGUUGAUAGUGAGAAGUUGGCUAUGCUAUUUGAGCAGGCUGGAACUGUUGAGAUUGCUGAGGUUAUUUACAACAGGGAAACUGAUUCAAGUCGUGGAUUUGGGUUCGUGACUAUGAGUACCGUUGAGGAAGCAGAGCAGGCUGUGGAGACGUUUCACCGCUAUGAUUUAAAUGGAAGACUCUUGACUGUAAACAAGGCUGCUCCUCGAGGAUCAAGGCCUGAACGUCCCCCUCGUGUUUAUGAAUCUGCUUGUAGAAUCUAUGUGGGUAACUUGCCAUGGGAUGUAGAUGAUGCUCGCUUGGAGCAAGUUUUUAGUGAACAUGGUAAGGUGGUGGAUGCUCGAGUGGUUUAUGACAGGGAAACUGGUCGUUCUCGUGGUUUCGGCUUUGUAACCAUGUCCACUGAGACUGAGUUGAAUGAUGCUAUAGCUGCACUUGAUGGAAGGAGUCUUGAUGGGAGGGCAAUCAGAGUAAAUGUUGCUGAACAAAGACCAAGGCGCAACUUCUUUUGACGUGAUGUAAUUUAGAUUUGAGUUUCACUGGAAGCAUUUUUCAUGUCUUUUUAGUGAGUUUUAUGGUAUCAAUUUUUUUUUUGUUAGCUAGUUGUAUGGAUGAUAUUCUUUUGAGUAUACAUGAAGAAGCUAUCCAAAAAUUGCUUAA